Doryrhamphus excisus (bluestripe pipefish) is the source of this 7664-nucleotide messenger RNA. Lineage: Eukaryota; Metazoa; Chordata; Actinopteri; Syngnathiformes; Syngnathidae. The record is from RefSeq and is a predicted model, not a curated record.
UCGUGUAAUUUGUUGAAACGAAUAUUAUACGGUGCAAUAAUAUUUAUUUGUAGCGUUCAUUAAAUACCUUCGUCGCGAAUGCAAUUGUAUACCGAUUUACUGACGCAAAGUGAAAAUGUGUAUUAAUUUCUGUCCAACAUAGUCAGCAAGUUGUUCUCCGUCGCCAUGUUUGCUUUGGGUGACGCCAACUCUCUUCCAUUUUCCUCCGCCUCUGGUUGUCAAGAAGAUGGCAGCUUCCAGGCAGGCAUGAGAGGAAAUAUUUCUUCGCAAACUGAAUGAAUCUGGAUUAUUACCACAACCUCAGACCGCCCAUCAGUGCUUUUGCAAUUACUGAAUCGAAUUAGAAUCAUGUCUGUCCCUGGUUCCGCGGUGACUGGAACCUCGGCGUCGGUUCUGCAGCCGCGGUGGAAACGGGUCCUCGGAUGGUCCGGUCCUGUUCCCCGGCCCAGACAUGGGCACAGAGCCGUGGCGAUUAAAGAAUUGAUGGUUGUGUUUGGCGGAGGAAACGAAGGGAUAGUCGAUGAAUUACAUGUCUACAAUACUGCAACAAACCAGUGGUUUAUCCCUGCGGUUCGUGGUGACAUUCCACCGGGCUGUGCUGCCUAUGGAUUUGUCUGUGAUGGCACAAGGUUGUUGGUGUUUGGUGGUAUGGUGGAAUAUGGAAAGUACAGCAAUGACCUUUAUGAACUACAGGCCAGCAGAUGGGAAUGGAAAAAGUUAAAAGCCAAAAAUCCCAAAAAUGGCCCCCCUCCUUGUCCACGUCUUGGUCACAGUUUUUCCCUGGUGGGAAACAAAUGCUACUUAUUUGGGGGGCUUGCCAAUGACAGCGAGGACCCGAAAAAUAACAUUCCCAGAUACCUGAAUGAUCUGUACAUACUCGAGCUCCGUGCCGGCUCCAGCGUGGUCGCAUGGGAUAUUCCCAUCACUUAUGGAGUCCUGCCUCCUCCCCGAGAGAGCCAUACAGCGGUGGUUUACACAGAAAAGACAAGCAGAAAAUCUCGUCUUAUAAUCUACGGCGGGAUGAGCGGGUGCCGUCUUGGAGAUUUGUGGACUCUUGAUAUCGAUACACUGGCGUGGAACAAACCAUCAGUGAGCGGUACGGCGCCUCUUCCCAGGAGUCUUCACUCUGCCACCACCAUCACUAACAAGAUGUAUGUUUUUGGAGGAUGGGUUCCCUUGGUCAUGGAUGAUGUGAAAGUUGCCACGCAUGAGAAAGAGUGGAAGUGCACAAACACUCUGGCUUGCUUAAAUCUCGACACCAUGUGUUGGGAGACGGUGUUGAUGGACACUCUUGAAGACAACAUUCCCAGGGCUCGUGCUGGCCAUUGUGCAGUGGCUAUCAACUCCAGGCUGUAUGUUUGGAGCGGCCGUGACGGAUACCGCAAAGCAUGGAACAACCAAGUCUGUUGUAAAGACCUCUGGUACCUGGAAACUGAGCGGCCGCAUGCGCCUGCUCGGGUGCAGUUAGUCCGUGCCAACACAAACUCCCUGGAGGUGAGCUGGGGUGCAGUAUCCACCGCGGACACGUACCUGUUACAGCUGCAGAAAUACGACAUCCCCGCGACUCCGGCUGCAGCCUCGCCAGCCAUGAGUACAACCCCUACGCAGCCUUUGAACUCUCCCAAGAGUCCAGCACCGGCUGCUGCAGCCCCGUCCCCACAGAGCCUUCCACAAACUGCUGUUUUGAAGGUUGCUCAGCAAUCUGCCACAGGUGCAUCUGUUGUCACAGUCCGCCCGAGCCAGCCCGGGAAAUCCCCCGUCACUGUGACAUCCCUUCCUCCUGGUGUCCGAAUGGUUGUGCCUGCUCAGGCCACCCAAGGAUCGCCAAUCGGAAGUAGCCCUCAGAUGAGCGGUAUGGCAGCAUUAGCUGCUGCGGCUGCAGCAACACAGAAGAUCCCGCCGUCCUCUGCAGCCACAGUGCUCAAUGUUCCUGCAGGUGCCACGAUUCUCAAAACAGUAGCCGUUUCCCCUGGCACAACCACAGUGAAAAUGGCUUCCCCGGUCAUGGUCAGCAACCCCGCCACCCGUAUGCUGAAGACUGCUGCAGCCCAGGUGGGCACAGCAACGGCCUCCUCUCCCACCACCACCACCAGACCUAUCAUCACUGUGCACAAGUCUGGUGCGGUCACCGUGGCUCAACAGGCCCAGGUGGUAACCACUGUGAUGGGAGGAGUCACAAAGACCAUCGCCCUGGUUAAGAGUCCCCUCACAAUGGGCAGUGGUGGAACUCUGAUCUCCAACCUUGGCAAGAUGAUGUCGGUGGUUCAAACCAAACCAGUGCAGACAUCUGCGGUCACAGGCCAGGCUUCCACGAACCCUCUCACCCAAAUCCUCCAGACAAAGGGUCCCCUGCCAGCCGGCACUAUUCUGAAGCUGGUGACCUCUGCAGAUGGGAAGCCUGCAACAAUCAUCACCACCUCCCAGGCUGGCGGCACAGGAAACAAGCCCACAAUCCUCAACAUCAGUGGGGUGUCUCCAAAUACCACUAAACAGGGUCCCACAAUCAUUAAGACCAUCCCCAUGGCGGCCAUCAUGACCCAGCCUGGAGCGACAGGUGUUACAAGCAGUACGGGCAUCAAAACACCCAUCACAAUCCUGACGACGAAGGUGAUGACGACUGGAACACCUGGUAAAAUCAUCACCGCGGUGCCCAAGCUGGCGACUGCAGCUGGCCAGCAGGGUUUGACGCAGGUUGUGUUGAAGGGUGCUCCUGGCCAACCGGGGACUAUUUUGCGUACUCUUCCCAUGAACACAGUUGGUGGUGUUCGCCUUGUUACGCCCGUGACGGUAUCUGCUGUUAAACCUACUGUCACAACCCUGGUUGUCAAGGGAACAACUGGCGUCACCUCUCUUGGCACAGUGACCGGUACAGUCUCCACCAGCCUGGCGGGCGCCGCCGUGGAUACUGCUAAUGCAUCACUGGUUACUCCCAUCACCACGUUGGGGACCAUUGCGACCCUGUCCAGCCAGGUCAUCAGUUCACCUGCAAUUACUGUGUCGGCCGCCCAGACCACCUUAACGUCUGCCACCACACUGCCCUCGUCCACCAUCACAGUGCAGCAGCCCACCCAGGUGACACUGAUCACAACUCCCAGUGGUGUAGAAGCCCAGCCGGUGCAGGAUCUCCCAGUGUCCAUCCUGGCUUCGCCCACCUCUGAGCAGCCCAGCUCAUCUGAGGCUGCCGCUGCCGGGGACGGGUCCGGGACAGUCACACUGGUCUGCUCCAACCCGCCUUGUGAGACGCACGACACAGGAACCACGAAUACCGCCACGACGUCCUCUGCCACCAUCGGAGCAGGGCAGGUUUGCUCCAACCCACCCUGUGAAACCCACGAAACGGGAACCACAAACACAGCCACCACCUCCUCCGCUACGAUUGGACCAGGGCAGGUGUGCUCCAACCCUCCGUGUGAGACCCAUGAAACGGGAACCACCAACACGGCUACAACCGCAGCAUCAAAUAUGACUUCUCUGCGUGUGUGCUCGAACCCGCCGUGCGAGACCCACGAAACCGGGACAACUAACACAGCGACCACAGCAUCUGCCAACAUGGGGGGCGCCCAGCAGGUGUGCUCCAACCCACCCUGUGAAACCCACGUGACGGGCACCACCAACACAGCCACCCAGGCGUCUUCCAACAUGAGCGAAGGCCAAAGUGGCACAGUGCAGAGGGUUUGCUCCAACCCGCCUUGUGAAACCCACGAGACGGGGACGACUAACACGCCAUCCACAGCCACCUCCAACAUGGGAGGAGACCAGACCAGCACAGCGACCGGCACAGUUCAGAGGGUUUGCUCAAACCCGCCCUGUGAAACCCACGAGACUGGGACCACCAACACAGCCACCACUGCCACCAGCAGUCUCGAGACAGGAGAUGGCACAGCAGCUCAGCAGCCAGAGGAUGCAACUGAAGGCACAAGCAGCACCGAGGAGGCCUCCACCACUCCAGCGGCUGGCGUAGUGACCACCACCCAGGGCAGGGCCAUUACGACCGUCACUCAGUCGACACCUGCCCCCGGGCCUUCUGUACCUUCGAUUUCGUCAAUCACAGAGGGGGUGAGCGCUGCUGCCAGCUCCACAGAAGAACCCAUGCAGACGGACGAAGCGGCAUCAGCAGAAGCCGCACCUGCAGUAGAAGGAGCGACUCCUAUGGAGACUCAGGCGGAGGGGGAAGCAUCAGCAGUACCAGUAGCCACAGCCACAGCCUUGAACCUGCCAUCUGAGCUCAUGUCCGAGGGCCAGGGAACCACACUGAUGGUGACGGGUCUGUCAGACGAGGAACUGGCUGUGACUGCUGCAGCAGAGGCCGCCGCUCAGGCAGCAGCUACUGAAGAAGCUCAGGCCCUCGCUAUCCAGGCUGUCCUUCAGGCUGCUCAGCAAGCUGUAAUGAAUGAAGGUGAAGCAGCGGCAGAGGGCCAGCAAACCACCAACAUCCCCAUCAUGUUGACCCAGCAGGAGCUGGCGGCGCUGGUGCAGCAGCAGCAGCAGCUGCAAGAAGCCCAGGCUGCCGCCCAGCAGGGCACAGUAGACGCAAGCUUGCCCACCGAGGGCCUCGCUCCCGCCGACAGCCUCAACGACCCUUCCGUGGAGAGCAAUGGACACAGUGAGAUGACUGCUGCAGUCACAAGCGCCGUGGCCUCCCUGCUGCCGCGGACCACCGCAGAGACGCUAGCCCCCUCGAGCACAUUUGCACCCUCCGUGUCGGUGGCGAGUCCAGCUAAGCUGCAAGCAGCAGCUGCGCUAGCUGAAGUAGCCAAUGGCAUCGAAGGAGAGAAGCAAGCCCCCCAGCCUGCCCCAGCCAAGCCUGUUGUCAAGAAAGAGAACCAAUGGUUCGAUGUCGGGAUUGUCAAAGUGACAAAUAUGGUUGUCACUCACUUCUACGUGCCAGCAGACGAUUCUCAAGGAGAUGACGACUCGGGCGUCAUGCCAGACUACAGCCAGAUGAAGAAAAUGGAGCUUCAGCCCGGGACCGCAUACAAGUUCCGUGUGGCUGGAAUCAAUGCUUGCGGCCGUGGCGCCUUCUCCGAGAUAUCUGCUUUCAAGACCUGCCUACCCGGGUUUCCCGGAGCACCCUGCGCCAUCAAAAUCAGCAAGAGCUCAGAUGGCGCUCACCUGACCUGGGAGCCUCCCUCUGUGACGUCGGGGAAGAUCAUCGAGUAUUCCGUGUAUCUGGCCAUCCAGAGCAACCAGACGGCUGAGGCCAAGGCCUCCACCCCGGCCCAGCUAGCGUUUAUGCGCGUGUACUGUGGACCCAACCCCUCCUGCUUGGUGCAGUCGUCCAGCCUCUCCAACGCCCACAUCGACUACACCACCAAGCCAGCAAUCAUCUUCCGCAUCGCCGCCCGCAACGAGAAGGGCUACGGUCCUGCCACUCAAGUGCGAUGGCUGCAGGAAUCCGGCAAAGACGCUGCCUCUGCAAAACCAGCUGCCAAAAGACCAGGCACCUCUCCUGAUACGAAGGCUACUGGUCCAAAGAAAGCAAGGACGGACCAGUGAGGCUGCCCAGAGAUUCCUCCCCUUUUGUCCUUUUCCUACUCGCUGUCCUUUUAUCAGGAAGACUGACCUUCGACCCCUCCACCUCUUCAUCCUCAACGCCAUCCUAAUCUCCGUCUCAGACCACAGCCCGAUGAAGCCCAGAUGGAAGCAAUCUGAGAUCUUUCUGUAGAUAACCCCCCCCCUUUCGUCCUGGUUCUGUUGGCCAUGCUAUUUGUAGAGCAACAUAAACUUAGAAGCACAUUAUCCCCCCCCCUCCGUCAUUUUAACUUUCUUUUUUUGGCUUGUUUCAGUAGUUGAGCAGUAUAGAGAAGCAUUUACAUAUUUCACAAACUGGGAGCAGCCCGAGCGCUACGUUACUUUUUGUCUUUGUUUUGUCCAUCCGGGAUGUAGAGAGAGACUACACCAAAUGUACAGUGUUGGAACAACAUGGUGGAGGCAUUCGAUUAGACGGGAGGGAAAAUUGGUAUGGAAACAAAUAAAGCACUUGUCCUUGACGACAGGACAUCACCCCCACCCCCCCCUUUCUUUUAUGCUCCCAUUUGCUUCUUGGAGAACCAAGUCCGUCAAGUCACCUCGGCGGACUCCCGGGAACGUCAUCACUGCGAUUUUUACCCCAAGACGAGGACUGGUGGCAUCUGGAUGCGGACACGAGGAACACAUUUGUAGAGAAUCAACCACCAACUUUGCUACGACUGAGACUUGCAGCGCGCACACAGGGAAAAAAAAAAUCUUGCAAAAUCUUCCCAAAAAAUUAGCAAGCAAAAGGCGCAGAAGAUCUUUUUGUGUAGUUUAUUUUUGUAUUUUUUAAGCUUUUUCUUUGUCCUUCUCCUGUGUGUAUGUUGUGUGCAUUUUUAAAGACAUCACUUUUUUUUAACUAUUCUUCACCCCCCCUCCCCCUUCCAGUAGUUUGUGUUUGUGGGCAGACCGUGGCCGUUGACGUCGCCACUAUAUUUUUAAAAGUCAGCAUCACUUGGUUGUGUGUUGUUGUUAUUGAAAGAUGCUUGUGAUGAAGAGCCAGACUUUUCUAUUUGUUCCAAGUAGAAGCGCAGAGGUUCUAGGACUGAAGGGAACUUGAAGUGGACCCAGGGAGAGCUUAGACUUUUGUUUACUACGACUUUCUCCACGCGUUGCUUUGCACGUGUUGCUUUGUUUGCCAAACAUGGAGUUCCGCAGGGUUCACGCCCACCGCCCUUAACAUCCCGCUCUGUUGUCACAUGCUUUUUAUGCUCACGAAUGUGCUAUCUCACCUCUUUUUCAUUUCUUAUUUUAUUUUACAAUGUCCAAUGGUAUUAUUAGUAGGCAUGCCCCCCCUCUACACCACCCUACCACCCGCUUCAAGGAUGUAUGUGAAUCCAUUGAAUAAAUUGACAUUUCCCCCCCUUUCCACGACUCCGUGCAGACCUGUGUGAGGUUGUCUUGGGCAGAAAGCUUGCAUCACUUGUAAAUGAGUUCAUUCAUCAGAGCAAAGAAUAAAAGCAAAGCAACAUCCGGGCCUUUGAUAGAAUCACCUGUCAGAGCGUUUUCACAUCACGGCCAUCUUGAUUGCCUUUUUGUGUCUUUACUUGUCAAAGAAAGAAAUCUAUACAGAAAUCUAUAUAAAACUAUAUCUAGUCUCCUUGAUUGUUUUCAGUUGGGAGUGUGAAUGUUGUUGUCCAACUGCACUGGCUCGUUUCAGUUUUUCUUCCCUUCCUGCUCGCAUCUCCUCCUCUAGCGUUCUCCGAAAGAACUUUGUCUUCACAUGCAUUCAUUUUUUUGUGCGUGUCGGUGUGUCUGUUCAACCAAACUAGACAUGCAUGCAACAGCCGUGUAUUUUGGUAGUGAUGCCUUAAGUUAGAUCAUAAGCUGAAGGUUCUACAAGAAAAAAAAAAGCAACAAAAAAAAAAAAAUGGAAUAAGUUUGUUCCUCUCUCCAUGUGGUAUACAAUUGUGUCCUUUCCUUCCUCAGUACCUUUGCGGGGUGGCUCUUUUUUGCGCCCUUGUUAGAUAGCUCAUCAGCAGCGGCGCCCGGGUGUUUCUGAACUUUCCCUCCCGUGUUGGGACGAGCUGCUCUGGGCACCGACGGUUGUUUCUCUGGGCUGAUUGCAGGUUACCUGGAAAUGUCCUGUAUUUUCCAAUGUGUGUUUUUUUGUACUGUAGGAAGUAAUGUAUCUUUUAUCAUCAAAAAAAUAA